AGCCCCGCGAUGCGGGCCCGGCUGCUGCGCGCCUGGCGCGAGGGCGUCAGGGCGGCGGGGCCGCCAUGGCGGGUCCUGUUCUUCGGCACCGACCGCUUCGCCGUGACCACCCUGCGAGCCCUGCGGGCCGCCGGGGAGCCCAGCGAGGACUCGCUCGUGUCCCGGCUGGAGGUGGUGACCCUGCCCUCCCGCCUGGCCCGGGACCUGCCCGUCAGGAGCUGUGCCAGGGAGCUCCAGCUGCCUGUGCACGAGUGGCCGCACACGGGACCCGCGGGGCAGUUUGAUGUGGGUGUGGUGGCAUCUUUUGGACGUCUUCUAAGCGAGGAGCUCAUUCUGCAGUUCCCAUAUGGUGUGCUGAAUGUCCAUCCCAGCUGUCUCCCACGAUGGCGUGGUCCUGCACCCAUAGUCCACACGGUGCUUCAUGGUGAUAAGGUGACUGGGGUGACAAUUAUGGAAAUAAGACCAAAAAGGUUUGAUGUAGGUCCAAUUAUUAAGCAAGAAGAGGUCUCUGUUCCUCCCCACUGCACGGCACAGGAGCUGGAAGGGAUGUUGGCAAAGAUGGGGACAAACAUGCUGUUAGCAGUUUUGAAGAACUUGCCUGAAAGUUUAAAAAAUAAAAAAGAGCAGCCAAAAGAAGGAGUAACAUUUGCUCCUAAAAUCUCUAUAGCGAAGAGCUGUAUAAAAUGGGAAGAGCAAACAGCUGCACAAAUAAUUCAGCUGCAUCGUGCUAUAGGAAGUAUGUUUCCUUUGCAGACACUCUGGAAGGGUACUACCAUUAAACUCCUGGAUUUUGUGGAAGUGGAUAAUAUCCCUGGUUGUUCUGAUCAAAUACAGAAUGACUGUGAAGUUGUUCCUGGUUCAUUGUUGUUCCAUAAAAUGUCCCAAACAUUGAUAGCUCGCUGCAAGGAAGGCUGGGUUGGAAUCAAAACAGUUGUUUUAAAGAAGAAGCUUACAGCAGUUGACUUCUACAAUGGAUAUAUGCACUCUUGGUUCCAGCAGAAUCCAAGAACAGUUCAUCAGGAAUGCAGAUUUCAAACACUCAAACUUAGCACGGCAAAAAAGACUCUGAAAGAGAAGGGAAUAUUGGCGCAGGAUAUAAAGCAAUAAAUGUAUUUUUUAAUGUCUUUUUAGGUCACAUUCGGUGUGAGACCUAUUGCUGGCAGACAAUAAUCUGGCUCUCACUAAAGCAUAAAGCAACAGGAAGAGUUUGCCUGUGUUUCUGGGAAGUUUGAAGUGGCAUGUGCCCAGAAUCCCUGUAGAUGGAGCUCGCUGCAUCCCUUUUGGGUGAAAACCAAGGACAGCUGGACAGAAGAUGGUGAAAAUCUGGUACAGAAUGCCUUCAGUUAGUUGUUUAAUAGUGAAUAAUGUCUAAACCAUAUUUCAGCCAGGAUCCCAUGUACUUGUAAUUUAAUCUUUUGAUCUGUGCAGAGUUUGCUAUAAGGCUUCUUUUGUUUGCUGUGUGAGAGGUUAUAAAAGAUUGGACCAUUCUGAGUUGUUUAAUAGCUAAUGUCCUAGCUCUGAAUAUGCACAACUUUACCCAAACCAUUUUAUGGAGCAAAAGAAGGUAAGAUUAAUUUAUUUUUUUGUGGAGAAAGUCUUUGGCAUGCUAUUUUUGGCAUGGUAGAGAAGUUUUAAAUGGAAUCGGUGUUCCCCAGGCAGCUGUUAGCCAAAAUGUCUCUUUGGAAACUUUGCUUUCACCUGGCUCUGCAGGGAUUUAACUCAGUAAGUAAUGAAAAUCUGAUUAUUUUUGCAGAACAGACAAAACAAAAAUGGGGCAUUCACUGAUGAGGUGUGGAAUAGCAUGUCAGGGUUGACUCUGGAACACAGACGCAGUGAUUCGAUCCCCAGUACCACUGAUGGGGUUGAGUACAGCUACCCUGGCCAUUGGAAUGGGAUCUUAGCAAAAUAAAACAGCUGUUCUCCUCUCAGAGGAGAGAGGGAAAGCAACAGAGGUAUUCACAGACCCAAUGUCCACUAUGGCUCAGUUUAAUAUCACUGGGACCAAAUUAUUGGCAGAACUGCAAAAUAUUUGGGCACCAGAAGGGCUCUGGUGUUGGAUAAGGUAUGAUUUCAUCAUGGAUUUCAAAUAAAUGUUAGUAGAGGGAGUGAUAUUUCCUAGGAUGCUGGUGACUCACAAUUAGAUGCAUCUGUUUCAUGUUCCGCAACCUUACUACUCCCCCU
Camarhynchus parvulus is the source of this 2181-nucleotide messenger RNA. It is a transcript of the gene MTFMT, whose product is annotated as mitochondrial methionyl-tRNA formyltransferase. The record is from RefSeq and is a predicted model, not a curated record. NCBI's taxonomy places the organism in Eukaryota, Metazoa, Chordata, Aves, Passeriformes, Thraupidae. Gene Ontology annotation, biological process: conversion of methionyl-tRNA to N-formyl-methionyl-tRNA; biosynthetic process. Gene Ontology annotation, molecular function: methionyl-tRNA formyltransferase activity. The transcript has 10 exons. Gene Ontology annotation, cellular component: mitochondrion. Bases 10 to 1107 code for a protein of 365 amino acids.